GAGAAUUUGUGGAUUUACUUCAGAAAUGGAUUUAGAUUUGUCUAUUUUACCAUUAGAGUGCGUGGAAAAUUUAGUAAAACAAAAAUGUUUGAUUUCAAAAAGUAAAUUCCCUAAAAAUUUAUAUCCAGGUUGCUGGGCUAAAUGUCGUAUAGUUUCUAAGCAAUCGGAAAAGCUUGAGGAUCACUUUGGAAUUUGUCAAAUAUUUCCAAGAGCAGAAUGCAACGACAAUGUUUGUUAUUUGGAUGCAAGUGUGCAAAGCUUUAAGCAAAUACAAGGCGAUCGAGUGAUCUAUAAGCUAACAAGACUCCAAUGCUUGCAAUUACCAAUUAAGCAAGUGAAAGCAAUAGAUUUAAAUGUUUAUUUGAUACCGGAGGUUUACAUAUCCAAAUUCCACUUAAUAACGAAAUCGUACUUAAGGCAAAUCUUACAAAUUCUUCUGCAAAAUUUCCAUUUACACGAUACUUGCUACAUCCGAAGUUCGGAGUUACUCGAAUGUGGCAUUGAUAGUAUUAAAAUCAUAGGUGGCACUGAUAAUGACGAUCGUGAAAUGGAAUUUUUUAUUAUAAAUGAUCAAAGUUUAAUCAAUUUAAAGGAAUGUUUCAUAAAAUCCAAACAAAUCUGUGAACCUUGUUUAGAAUUAAAAACCUAUACGCAAGUGCAACAGGAAUUGAAUGAAUUCAUGACCUUAGUUCAGUUGCAACGUUCUCAAAAGGUUUCUCUACGUAUACCGUUGAAUCUAUUGGUAAGAGGGGCUAACGGCUGUGGAAAAACAGCUUUGCUAGAAACCUGGCUUAAAGACCGACAAUGUAAUGUUUUUCGCAUAACUUCGCUACAAAUCGUACAACCUUUGCCUGGCGAUUCCGAGAUACAGAUAAGAAAGAUUUUCCAAGCUGCUAUUAAUUUUGAAAAACAUUUCAAAUCUAAAGGAGCUACGGUUAUAUUCCUGGAAGAUCUUCAUCUGUGGUACACAGAUUUAGGAAAAAAUUCAAAAAGCAUUCCGAGCUCUUUAGGAGAGCUAUUUUUACAAAUUGAUCAACUGUUUAGAAUGGGUCAGGAGAUUAUGUGUUUGGCUACUACAUCAAGUUCAGAAAAAUUUGAUAAAUUUGAGACAGAGAUUACAAUGAAUACUUUUACUAAGGCCGAUGAACGUAUACAAGUAAUUGCUCAAUUGCUUUCUGAAAGUAUACCUUCAAUAAGUCUUUCGACAACGCUUCUUGAAUUAACGGCUAAGCAAGCACGUGGAUAUACCAUAGCGGAUUUUAAAUUAUUGGCAGAUAAUGUGGCAUAUAGUCUGCUCGCAAAGUCUGGAAAAAGUUUGGAGUUUGUUUUAGAAGACCACCUAAGAAAGCUUAAACCCUUCGCAUUAACUAACUCUGAGGUCACUACCUAUAAACCGACGGAAAGUUUUGAUACGAUCGGUGGCAUAAACAAUUUAAAAAAAGUUUUAAACGCUUCGAUACUUGCUGGCCUAAAGCAUGUAGAUGCCUUCUCGCGUUUCGGAUUACAGUUGCCAAAGGGUAUCUUACUCUACGGACCACCAGGAUGUGCUAAGACCACUAUAGCAAAAUCUUUAGCCAAUGAAGCAAGUAUGACUUUUAUCGCUACGUCAGGAGCAGAGGUUUAUUCGCCAUACAUUGGCUGUGCGGAAAAAUUUAUAGCAAAACUAUUUGAUGCUGCUCGUAAAAAUACUCCCUGCAUGAUAUUCCUAGAUGAAAUUGAUACUCUUGUAGGUCGUCGUUCUAUAAGCUCAAGUUCUACAGGUUCCAGCGACGUACAAAUGCGAAUUUUGUCUACUCUACUUACCGAAAUGGAUGGUAUUGUUUCGGCCAAUACCGACAGUUAUAUUUUAGUUGUAGCCGCUACUAAUCGUCCGGAUAUGAUCGAUGAAGCUCUUAUGCGACCUGGACGUUUCGAUAAAUUAUUGCAUGUUCCAGUCCCUGAUUUUGAAACAAGAAAUUUAAUUUUUCAACUCUGUAGUAAACGAAUGCCGUUUGAUUCAGAUUUAAAUUUGGAAAGUUUGGCCAGCCGCACUGGUAACUUCUCCGGGGCCGAUAUUUGUAAUCUGUGCAAUGAAGCCGCAAUGCGUGCGUUUCAACGUAAUCUCUGUUCUACCGAAAUCCAAUCCGAAGAUUUCGAGUACGUGCUAAGUGAAACAAAGUCAUCUUUGACACAACAACAGAUAGACUGGUAUUAUCAAUUUGAAAGCAAAUAUUUCCAACGUUAGCUUCAAAGUUACGGCAUAUGAAAGUGAAAACUAAGAAAGAUAUAUUCGCUGUACGACGAAUUUGAAAUAGCCAGGACUCUCAGAACUUCUAAUUCUCUGAACUUUGAGGGUAUCAUUUGGUCAACUAAGACAAUUUCCAUCUUGUGGUUUAUAGCAUCAUUGCAUAUCUCUAUAUAAAAAGGCGUCAGGUAAAUGUUGCUUUCUGUAUACACGCAUUAUGUCAUAUGCACAUGUUUUGUUAGAUAUUCAAAAAGCGCAUUUAUUAUCAACAUCAAUAUUUUUGCCUUAACGAGUUUCAUAACAACAAAAAUAUGGUUAAAUGAGCUACUGACAUCGUGAUAGAAAAUCUAGUCAUUCAUUUGCAGUUGACGAUGCCUUGUGUCGGUCGUUGAUCCCCAGCGAGCGAUCAUAUAGCGCCGAGUUAAAGAAGAAACGCUGCAUGAUGGCGACAUAUUGAAUCGCGAGCUCAUGCCAUCAUCUGGAUAGAGUCGACCGAAAAGUAAAACGUUUAACACCACGUUAAAGCAGUGCAAAAAGUACUCUACUGCAGCCGCUGUCCAUUUAGACUAUCCCAAACCCUUCUUGGAGACCAUUAAUGCCCUAUCGGUCAUCAGAUUCUCAUGAUGGGAGUGUCUCUAAAACUCUCGAUACCUUUGCGCAUCGUGGGGUGCGCUGUAUUCAUCUAGAGAAAUAUACAAGAAAAAUGUUCCUUGGAGACAAACGGGAUUUGUCCAUCAAACCAAUUCUUUAACACGAACUUCUCAGCAUUCUCAUCCAGUCGUACUCAAAAUGUCCGCAAAUUACACUACCGCUAUACGUCGUUCUUCGAUCGUAUUGGCCGCCUUUGAAAUAACCUGCCAGCAAUAAUUUUUCCCACCAUUUCAGAUGUUUCCACUUUCAAGACGAAUGUACACAAAUACUCUACUAAACUUCCUUCCUGCGUCCACGGCUGUCAAUCUUCGUGCCUUUUAGCGUGGCCACACAUACGUAUAAGAGACAUCCCAUAAGAAAAGAAUACAUAAAUAAAUAAAUUGAUUGUUCAAUUGUCGAAGACGUUCUGCAUUUGACGUUUUAACCUUUCUUUGAGAUUUCCAGA
Glossina fuscipes is the source of this 3320-nucleotide messenger RNA. Its product is annotated as cell division control protein 48 homolog B. Lineage: Eukaryota; Metazoa; Arthropoda; Insecta; Diptera; Glossinidae. The transcript is spliced from 4 exons. Gene Ontology annotation, molecular function: ATP binding; ATP hydrolysis activity. The record is from RefSeq and is a predicted model, not a curated record. Bases 26 to 2224 code for a protein of 732 amino acids.